Messenger RNA from Setaria italica (foxtail millet), 1822 nucleotides. RefSeq names its product anti-sigma-I factor RsgI6. The transcript has a single exon. Lineage: Eukaryota; Viridiplantae; Streptophyta; Magnoliopsida; Poales; Poaceae. Gene Ontology annotation, molecular function: hydrolase activity, hydrolyzing O-glycosyl compounds. Bases 1 to 1653 code for a protein of 550 amino acids. The record is from RefSeq and is a predicted model, not a curated record. Gene Ontology annotation, biological process: carbohydrate metabolic process.
AUGCAGGAUGUCGUGUUCGAGGUGAACGCCGUCGGCUGGGCUCCCUGCGGCGCGCGCACGGCGUUGUCCCAGCACCACGACGACCCGGCGAGGCUCCCCACGGCAGCCGUCGGGCACGGCCACAAGCCCAGCGGCCGGUACGUCCUCGCCGCGGCCCGCGCCGACGAGGAGGAUGGACUGCGCCAGGCGAUCACUCUCGGCGCGCUCAGGCCCCGCGUCACGUACCGUGUCGCCGGCUGGAUCAGCGUGGCCUGUGAAGCAGCGGAGGAGGAGGAUGGAAACCAGCAGGGCGGCCACCCCGUUCGUGUCAGCAUCCGCGUAGGCGACGACGACGGGGGCUGCGUCAUCGACGGCGGCGCCGUCUGCGCCGAGCCGGGCAGGUGGGCGGAGAUCAAGGGCGCGUUCCGGCUCAGGGAGAGCCCCCGCAGCGCCGCGGUUCACGUGCACGGGCCGCCUGCCGGCGUCGACGUGAAGGUCAUGGAUCUUCGGAUCAUUGCCAUCGACCGCAAAGCGCGCUUCAGCUACCUCAAGGACAAGACGGACAAGGUGCGCAAGCGUGACGUGGUUCUCAAGUUGGGCGGGGCGGCGGGGGCGUCCGUGCGCGUGGUGCAGCUGGACAGUGGGUUCCCGCUGGGCAGCUGCAUCAACGGCGAGGUGAUCCAGAACCCCGCCUUCGUGGACUUCUUCACGAACCACCUGGACUGGGCCGUCUUCGAGAACGAGCUCAAGUGGUACUGGACGGAGGCGCAUCGCGGGCAGCUCAACUACGGCGACGCCGACCGGCUGCUCGACUUCUGCGACCGCGCCGGCAAGCCCGCGCGGGGCCACUGCAUCUUCUGGGCCGUCGAUGGCGACGUGCAGCAGUGGAUCAAGGACAUCGGCGGCGACCGCGACCAGCUCAUGGCGGUCGUGCAGGAGCGCAUCCGCGGCCUCCUGGGCCGCUACGCGGGGAGGUUCCCGCACUACGACGUCAACAACGAGAUGCUGCACGGCCGCUUCUUCCGCGACCGCCUCGGCGACGACGUCGCCGCGCUCAUGUUCCGCGAGGCCGCGCGGCUCGACCCGGGCGCCGCGCUCUUCGUCAACGACUACAACGUCGAGUGCGGCAACGACCCCAACGCCACGCCCGACAAGUACAUCGGCCUCAUCCGCGACCUGCAGCGCGGCGGCGCGCAGGUGGGCGGCAUCGGCCUGCAGGGACACGUCAGCAACCCCGUCGGGGAGGUCAUCUGCGACGCGCUCGACAAGCUCUCCGCCACCGACCUGCCCGUCUGGAUCACCGAGCUCGACGUCGGCGAGCCCGACGAGGCCCUCCGCGCCGACGACCUCGAGGUCGUGCUCCGCGAGGCGUACGCGCACCCGUCCGUGCAGGGCGUCGUGCUCUGGGGGUUCAUGCAGGGACACAUGUGGCGCCAAGACGCCGCCCUCGUCAACGCCGACGGCACCGUCAAUGACGCCGGACAGAGGUUCAUUGAGCUCCGGAGGGAGUGGACCUCCGAUGCGCGUGGCCGCCUCGACGGCGAUGGGCAGUUCAAGUUCAGGGGCUUCCACGGCUCGUACGUGGCGCAGGUCACGACGGCGACAGGGAAGAUGCUCAAGGCAUUCACCGUCGACAAAGGCGACGCGGCUCUCGUGCUGGACAUGGAUAUAUGACUAUCACACAGUGGUCUAUGGACGAUUACCUUAUAGGUACAAUUUACCAUAGCAAGUCCCCCUCACCAAAGAUGAGUCCACUCAGGACCUAUUUGGAUAGGGUACUUGAUCCAAACCCCCUAAUAUCCCAGUAUAAUGUGUAUUGUAAGAGUGAUGUGUUGUAUUGGCU